AUGGCCAACAUCCAGCAGACCCAGGCCUUCUACUCACUCACCCUCGAGCCGCCAUCCUCCAUCACCUCCGCCGUCCUCUGCAGCGUGAUUCCUGGGCUCAAGGCCAGCGACCAGCAAAUCUUCGAAGCCCGUGGCCAGCACAUCUCGCUGCACCGCAUAUCUCAGAAUGCCGACGGCACUGAUCGCAAGAUCUCGACAGUCCUCGAUCAAGAUGUCUUUGGUAUCGUCAAGGGCCUGGCUGCCUUCAGAAUUCCCGGAACCCCGACAGGUGAGUUCGAAUAGUCCCCCAAGUCUGAAGACCCGCAUAGUGAUGAGCAGCUGCUGCAGCGACCCGACUACGCCACAGCCAGCGAGAAGUUCAGCACUUGAUCUGCCUCGGGUAGCUGUCGAUCGACUCUCGCGACUAUCAUGUUUGAACAGACUUCAAAAUGCUUUCUAAGACAUCGCUGACUCUUCUGCAGAUCAACUUGUAGUUGUCUCCGACUCUGGCCGAGUGGCCAUGCUCACAUACGAUGCCGAGAAGAAUCGAUUCAAUCGAAUCCACCUAGAAACAUACGGUAAGUCGGGUGUACGACGAACAAUACCAGCACAGUAUUUGGCGAGCGACGGUCGCGGGCGAUGCAUGAUGAUAGCGAGUCCGGAGAAAAACAAGGUAGUGUACAUGUUGAAUCGGCAUGCGGACGGGCAGAUCAUCAUAUCGAGUCCGCAUGAGGCCAAUACCUGGGCGACCUUGUGUUUUGCAAUCUGUGCUUUGGACACAGGAUGGGAGCCUCCCGUUUUUGCAGCUUUGGAGGUGGAGUACUCAGAAGCGGAGGGCGACCCUUCAGGCGAGCAGUAUGAGAAUCGAGAAAAGCAGCUGGUCUAUUAUACUGUGGACAUGGGCCUGAACCAUGUCGUGAAGAGCUGGAGCGAGACCGUGGACUACACAGCCAACAUUUUGUUUGGUGUUCCUGGUGGCCAAGAUGGACCCUCUGGAGUUCUGGUCUGUGCCGAAGACCGGAUCUACUAUCGGCAUGACAAGCACCCUCCCUUGUCUAUUCCCAUUCCACGACGAAAAGGUUCAAAUGAAGACACAUCCAGGAAGCGGAUAAUUGUUGCUGGCUGCCUACAUCUCUCCAAAGCCCGACAUGAGUUCUUCUUCUUCCUGCAGACCGAUGAUGGCGAUGUCUUCAAACUCGACAUGGGAAUGGAGACAGACGAACGAGGAAACCCGACCUUGAUCCCGGAACGCAUCAUUCUGAAAUACUACGACACUCUCCCUGCGGCCAAGCACAUGCUUCUGCACAAAAAGGGAUUUGUGUAUAUAGCUGCUGAGAAUGGCAACAACCAGUUGUACCACAUCGACGACCUGGCAGAUGAUCCAGAGUUUGAGCCCCACAACACCUUCACGUCCGAUGGUGUACCGGUCGAUCACACGGACAGCUAUGAGCCCACAUAUUUCGAGCCCCGCGGCCUCACCAUGGUGACUUUAGCGGUAGACAUACCAGGCUUGCACCCGCUCAUGAAGGCCAAAGUCGACAAUCUCACCUCAGAAGAUACAUCGCAGAUCUAUUCGAUCCAGGGUGCAGGCAACCGCAGCAAGUUCCAAACCAUUAGACAUGGCCUCGAUGUGGAAGUUAUUAUCAACACUUCCAUGGGUAGUGUGCCGUACGACAACAUCUGGACCUUCAAGCACCGCGCCAGUGACAAUCAGCACCGAUACCUGCUGCUGUCCAGCAGCUACGGAGAUCUUACUGUAGCUUGUUCGAUCACGGAAUCGGUCGAGCAGCUGGAGGGCUCAGCGUUCUUGGAGAAUCGUGCUACGAUCCAUGCACAACAGAUGGGAGAAGACACAUUGGUGCAAGUUCAUGCGCGGGGCAUCCGCAGCAUUCUUGGACGCGGCACCGUCAAUGAGUGGCAGACGCCACAGCAUCGUACCGUAUCCUGUGCUUCUGCGAAUGACCGCCAGUUGCUCCUGGGAUUGAGCUCGGCCGAGCUUGUCUUCUUCUUCAUGGAUGACAAUGGCGACCUGCAACAACUGGAGGAUAUGCCAGAGAUGCAGGGUAAGAUCACAGCCCUUGCCGUUGGCCGCACACCAAAAGGCCGACAGCAAGCCAAGUAUGCAGUUGUUGGAUGUGACGACCAGACCAUCAAAGUCUUAAGUAUUGAGCUCGAUUCGCCUUUGGAAACUCGAAGCAUGCAGCUCCUCACCGCGGUACCGACGUCGCUAGAGGUUGUCGAGAUGCUGGAUCCCCAAUCGAACACGACUGUCAAUGUUGUUCACAUUGGCUUGGAAUCUGGCUUGUACCUGCGAGCCGUCAUCGAUGAGACGACUGGCGAACUGGGCGACGUUCGCUCUAAAUUCCUCGGAAUCAAACCGCCGGUCCUCUGCCCAGUCGAAGUCAACGGCGAAGACUGCGUCCUCGCUUGUUCCACUCGGCCCUGGCUAGGCUACAACCAUCCUCAGAGUCGGGUGUACACGCUCACCCCUCUCAUAGCAGAACCAGUGCUAGCUGGAACGUCGUUUAUAAGCCCGGAACUGCAAGGACUAUGUGCUAUUCAUGGUCAGUCUUUACUGAUCUUCUCAAUUCCAUCCGUCGAAGGUCGCCUGUCCCGCACCUCCAUCGACCUCAACUACACGCCCACUGCAAUGGUCCGAAACCCGUGGUACCCGAUCUGGUAUACGGUGCAGAAGGAUGGCAAUACGCUUUCCAAGGCAAUUCGUGACCAGACUCGUGGCAAGUCUAUUGACGAUGACGAGCAGGCAUUGGCCUUGGAGCGACAUCUAGGACUGCCCAAGGGACCUGGCCACUGGGCAUCCUGCAUUCAGGCCAUCGAUCCCGCCUACCGGAACGAGGUGACUUCGACAGUGGAAUUGACUGAAAAUGAGGCCGCGCUGUGUUGUUGCUGCGUGCUUUUCGAGUCGCGGGGCUGGGAAACUCUCUACCUAGCUGUCGGUACAGGCCAACACAUGCAGCCUGGCACAGGAAUUCCCAGCGCCGGAUAUGUACACAUUUACAAGCUGGUCGAUGAAGGCGCGAAGAUGGAGUUUGUGCACAAGACCAAGUUCGACCAGCCAGUCUACGCCUUGGAGUCAUUCAAUGGCAGACUAGCGAUUGGUGUUGGUAACGAGCUCUUCAUCUACGAUAUCGGAAUGAAGGCUCUGCUUCGGAAAGCUCGUGCAGCUGCUGUGAAGAACGUCAUUGUCACCCUGCAGUCAAUGGGCGGCAAUCGAAUUGCUUGCGGCGAUAUCCAGAAGGGGGUCACCUUCGUUGUUUACAAGCCCAAGCACAACCGUAUGAUUCCAUUCGUGGACGAUGUGGUCAACAGAUGGACUACGUCGACUACUGCGCUCGACUACGAAACGGCAGCUGGCGGUGAUAAGUGGGGUAACAUCUGGAUCGUGAGGUGUCCCGAGCAGGCGAGCAAGGAGGCCGACGAAGAGGGUGCUAACGGCUACAUUAUCAAUGAGCGAAGCUACCUCGGAGGUACACCGUACCGAUUCGACCUACGCGCUCACUUCUUCGCGAGCGACAUCCCCAUGAGCAUGCAGCGGACAUCUCUGGUGGCUGGAGGCCAAGAGGUACUCUUCUGGGCGGGCAUCCAGGGCACCCUGGGCAUGUUCGUGCCGUUCGUCACACGCGAGGAUGUGGAGUUCUUCACGGCGCUGGAGCAGCAGAUGCGCGCCGAAGAUCCUCCACUCGCUGGACGCGAUCACCUGAUGUAUCGAUCAUACUACGUCCCAGUCAAGGGCGUCAUCGACGGUGAUCUCUGCGAGCGAUUCAUGGCUCUCGGCUAUGACAGCAAGCAGAAGAUUGCUGCAGAGGUGGAUCGUGAGGUCAAGGAGAUUGAAAAGAAGGUGCAAGAGAUGCGGACAAGAGUGGCCUUCUAG
Molecule: messenger RNA, 3871 nt
Organism: Lecanosticta acicola
Lineage: Eukaryota; Fungi; Ascomycota; Dothideomycetes; Mycosphaerellales; Mycosphaerellaceae
Source: the annotation of a GenBank genome assembly